AUGUAUCUGCUUGUUAAGUCUUGUCCCGUUCUCAGUGCCAUACGGAAUCCCUGCUAUCGUUGGCCAAUAGUCUCCCUUGUCCUUUGCACAUCGUUGCCUGAGAAGCGGACAAAAGGUUAUCUCCAGUCCUCAAUCGAUAGGUGCCUCAACAAUGUGAGAUUUUCAAGCACCUUACCAAGCGAAGUGAGCUUGGGGAAUCCAGCAAUCGAGAAUCUUAUUAGAGAAGGAGGAAAGAGACAGUCGUCCUCCCCGAGUUGCUCGAGCUCAUCGAAUCCAUCGCAGAUGGUGAACUCUUGGAGGGAAGCUAGCCUGUGUAGGCCCCACUUGGAGAGGUGCUUAUUAUUCUCACAACCCACUAUCGUGAGCGAGGUUAGGUUCGGGGGCAGAUCGCACCUUGGAAAAUUAUCGAGCCUCGGACACCCCUCCAGCUCGAGUGACACGAGCGAUGUCAUGGUGCUGAUUUUGGCUGGCAACAACGUGAGACUCGGGCAGGCCACGAUCGAGAGGUCUCGAAGGCCUGAAGGCAGGCCGUGUUCUGGGAAGUGCUCCAGUCCAUCACAGCCCAUGAGGUUCAGCCUGACCAGGUGCGCGAAUCCGUGCAGUCUUUGGAGCAGAUUACUGAAGUUCAGCCAUUUCCACAAGAACAGAUAUUCUAGAAGCAUGGUACUGGACUCGGGAAACAUCCCGUCGGAGACGGCCUCAAGCUGCAUGCAGUUAUCGAUCGAGAGUUCCUUGAGUGUGGCUGGGAAAUGGGCCACAGCCCACGUUCUGAGUGACGAGCAAUCCUUGAUUUUGAGCCACUCGAGGCCGGAUAUGUUGGCCGGGAGGGACUCCAAAGAGUUGCAACUCUGUAUCACAAGAUACUUGAGCAUCCUGGGAAUGCCGUUUUCAGGGAAGGCCACGAACCUCUGGCAAUUACUGAUAAUCAGCUCCCUUAGGGACUCCAAUUCACUCAGGUUGUUCGGGAGAGCGUCCAGGUUCCUGCGAACAGCUGGCGAUGACGAGGCGCCACAGGCGGGCCAGGUUCUGAUCGAGUGGGACACCUUCGGGCCACAACGAAAGCAGCUCGUUACAGCUGCGGCACUCUAA
Molecule: messenger RNA, 1089 nt
Organism: Striga asiatica
Lineage: Eukaryota; Viridiplantae; Streptophyta; Magnoliopsida; Lamiales; Orobanchaceae
Source: the annotation of a GenBank genome assembly